CGAUGGAAGUAGCCCGCCAGAAAGGAAACAAAUCAGCAGACGAACGCGAGUGCCCCCUGCAGGACGAAGGAGCGCGGGCCGCCAGCAGAAGCAUCCACCAGUUGGCCGUUAGCUUCUCCAAUGGAAGGAUGGCGGAAAACGGGACACGGAACCAACUGACGUUGCCUUCCUAAGUGGACACUCACCCGCUCCGCCAUUAGGCAGUUCGCAGUCACUGCAACCUUGCUGCCUUCCAGCAACUGUCAUGCCUUAUGGAGUGUUCACCCCCCACCCCCACCAGUGGCAGUGGAGCGGGAUCCACGCUUCCAGCAAUUAGCUCCUCCCUAGCGCCCUUUUCACCGUGCUGUGUGAACCGCAUCACGGCAGCGCUUUGAUUUUUUUCUCGACAAUUCCGACAAUUCAUCGCCGAUCCCCUAUCAUGAGAUUCCGAAUCUACAAGAGGAAGGUGGUGAUACUGACUCUGGUGGUUGUCGUUUGCGGCCUCGCCUUCUGGAGCAGUGGACGACAGAAGAAGAGUGACGCUUUCCCGAAGGAAGCGGCGGUAGCGGUGGUGAGGCGAGGUAACGUCGUUGGCAGCAGCAGUCUCAACAAUCAUAUCCAGUUACCAGCCACACCCGCUGCUAAGCGAGCACCCGUUCCGCCUCCGGUCGUCCAAACAAAUGAGACGCACCUGGACAGAACAAAAGGCAAAGAAUACAAAGCAGACGUGGACAACGCGACGCUGGUGUACCGCGGCAUCGUCUUCCAACUUAACUUUGACCAGACGAUAAGAAACGAGGAGAAGUUCAAAGCGGCGCGGCAGAAGGAUGACCUGGUUGUGGUGGUCCAAGUCCACAACAGACCAGAUUACCUCAAGCUGCUGGUGGACAGCCUGCGCAAGGCCAGAGGGGUGGAAAGCAUACUGCUGAUAUUCAGCCACGACUACUGGUCCCCCGAGAUCAACAAAGUGGUCAGCUCUGUGGAUUUCUGUCAAGUUCUUCAGAUUUUCUUCCCGUUCAGCAUCCAGCUGUACCCACAGGAGUUCCCUGGUAACGACCCCAAGGACUGUCCUAGGGACAUUCCAAAAAAGGAGGCCUUAAAGCUGGGAUGCAUAAACGCAGAGUACCCCGACUCAUUCGGGCACUACCGUGAGGCCAAGUUCUCCCAGACCAAGCACCACUGGUGGUGGAAGUUGCACUUUGUGUGGGACAGAGUCCACAUCCUCAAGGACCAUAAUGGUCUCGUACUGCUGAUCGAGGAGGACCACUUCCUGUCUCCAGACUUUAUCCAUCUGCUGAGGCUGAUGUCGACCCUGAAAAGGGAGCAGUGCAGUGACUGCGACAUCCUGUCGCUGGGCAGCUACAGCCACAUCGGCUACUCCAGCAAAGCCAACAAGGUGGAAGUAAAGGCGUGGAAGUCCACGGAGCACAACAUGGGCAUGGCUCUGCAUCGAGAGACCUACCAGAAGCUCAUCUCCUGCACGGACACUUUCUGCACCUACGACGACUACAACUGGGACUGGUCCUUGCAGCACCUGACCGUGUCCUGCCUGCCUUCUUACUGGAAGGUCAUGGUCAGCGAGGCGCCGCGGAUCUUCCACGCCGGGGACUGCGGCAUGCACCACAAGAAGGCCACCUGCAUGCCGGCCAGCCAGAAAACAAAGAUAGAAAAUAUCCUGCAGAGCAGCGGGAACCAGCUGUUCCCCAAGAACCUCCUGAUCACCAAAAGACUGCCGUCCAACGGGGCCGGAGGCGUGGCACCGCAUGUGAAAAACGGGGGCUGGGGAGAUAUCAGGGACCACGAACUCUGCAAGAGUUACGUUCGAUUACAGUGACCUUAAUUGCUACUAUUUGUCUUUUUGCAUCCUCUAUAAAGAACGCCUUUUCAAACUAAAUCUUUAUGGACUUUUCUUCAUAUUGCCUGUUUUACUGGACUGUUCCAAAUAAAAAUGAAUGUUGGAUCUUU
Messenger RNA from Doryrhamphus excisus (bluestripe pipefish), 1944 nucleotides. RefSeq names its product alpha-1,6-mannosyl-glycoprotein 2-beta-N-acetylglucosaminyltransferase (gene mgat2). Gene Ontology annotation, molecular function: alpha-1,6-mannosylglycoprotein 2-beta-N-acetylglucosaminyltransferase activity. Lineage: Eukaryota; Metazoa; Chordata; Actinopteri; Syngnathiformes; Syngnathidae. Gene Ontology annotation, cellular component: Golgi membrane; Golgi stack. The record is from RefSeq and is a predicted model, not a curated record. Gene Ontology annotation, biological process: oligosaccharide biosynthetic process; protein N-linked glycosylation.